Molecule: messenger RNA, 706 nt
Organism: Neodiprion fabricii
Lineage: Eukaryota; Metazoa; Arthropoda; Insecta; Hymenoptera; Diprionidae
Product: putative riboflavin kinase
Exons: 4
Coding region: 53-589 (178 amino acids)
Biological process (GO): FMN biosynthetic process; riboflavin biosynthetic process
Cellular component (GO): mitochondrion
Molecular function (GO): riboflavin kinase activity
Source: RefSeq, a predicted model, not a curated record
GCAUUGGCCAUCUUCAUUCAAUAACGAUAGUAGUUACAGCGCAGAGGAGAGCAUGUUUCAAGCCGGUUUACCACAUUUCGCAGUUGGCCCAAUAGUGAAAGGCUUCGGCCGAGGUUCCAGAGAAUUAAGAAUCCCAACAGCAAACUAUCCGGACGAAGUAGUGCAAAAUUUGCCUAAGGAAAUUGCCACCGGUGUCUAUUGCGGAUUCGCAUCUGUCAAUAAGGAAGAAGUUCAUAAGAUGGUGAUGAGCAUAGGCUGGAAUCCUUUUUACGAAAAUAGUCAGAAGACGAUGGAGACACAUAUAAUGCACAAUUUUCAAGACGACUUUUACGGAGCAGAAUUAAGAGUUGUAAUGCUUGGUUAUCUGAGGCCCGAAAAAAAAUUUGACUCUGUUGAUGAUCUAAUUGCGGAAAUACGAGCGGAUAUUGACGCUGCCGACGCACUCCUUAACGAAUCAAAAUUUUCGGUUUAUCGAACCAACUGUUUUUUCACCGAAGACGACAAUGACCAACAAAAAAGUACAGAGGGUGUUCAAAAAACAAGACGAAGAGGACUUUGUAAUCAUGUCGAAAGUUGCAUACUUUCGUAAAAACAAACAACGAGUUGAAAUGGAAAACUAAAGUCAAUACCGAUUCCCACACAUUCUGUUUCAAUUCACGUAUUUAAAAAACAAAACAAAAAAACAAAAUGCUGAUACUGAGAUAUG